GAAAGGCGUAACUCGUGACUUGUCGGUCUCCCUAGGACAGUAAGAUAUGGCGCCCAUGGAAGUUACCAACCAGAAUGUGGUUACCAGAGUCGUAAACCUACCUUUGGUGAGCUCAACAUAUGACAUGGUUACAAACGCGUACUGUAACACGAAAGACAGCUAUCCAUACAUCAAGUCUGUGUGUGAAGUUGCUGAGGUUGGCGUGAGAACCAUCACCGCAGCGGCUCUCAGCACAGCUAUGCCUCUCAUUGGCAAACUGGAACCUCAAAUUUCCCUGGCAAAUGACUUGGCAUGCAAAGGUCUGGAUAAGAUCGAGAAGACCCUGCCCAUCUUACACCAGCCUUCAGGGCAGAUCAUGACCAAUGCGAAAGAGGCUGUGACUGGAGCCAAGGAGGCGGUGACCGGAACCGUGAACGGUGCCAAGGACUCGGUGUCCAACACGUUGAACGGGGUGAUGGACAGGACCAGAUGUGCAGUACAGGACCGUGUGGAGAUGACAAGAACAAUGGUCAGUGGAGGGGUCAACACUGUAAUGGAGAGCAGAGUGGGCAAGUUGGUGAGCAGCGGACUGGACACGGUACUUAGCACCUCGGAGAACCUGGUGGACCAGUACUUGCCUGGAACAGAGGCAGAACAAGAAAAUGAGAUUAAAAUGACCAAAGGAUUUGACGAUCACUCCGACACACCCAGCUACUACGUACGACUGGGCUCCCUCUCCAGCAAGCUGCGCCAAAGGGCCUAUCACAGAGCUGUUGCUAAGGUGCGUGAUGCUAAGCAACGAAGCCAGGAGUCCAUCUCUCAGCUAAACCACACAAUGGAUCUGAUUGAAUAUGCCAGAAAAAACCUAGAUGGUGCCAACCAAAAGCUAACCGACAAACUGAACUCACUGCUGGAACGGAAAUCUAAGUCUCAGAAAAAUGCUGAGAACGAGAGUGCUGGGGACCAUGAAGCAGAGCAUAUCGAGUCUCGGACCCUGGCCAUUGCUCAGGGUCUGACCCAGCAACUUCAGACAACUUGUCUGGAGCUGGUGUCCAGUCUGCAAGGUCUACCAAAGCACGUUCAAGACCAAGCCAUGUCCGUCAGUCAGUCUGCCAUGGAAGUAUACUCCAACUUCAACAAAGCCACAGCCUUUAACGACCUGUCCGACACCGUUCUGACCACUAGCCGGGCACAGCUGGGACGCAUGAAAGACUCUAUGGACAACGUCAUGGACUAUCUGGUCAACAACACGCCGCUCAACUGGCUGGUAGGUCCGUUUUACCCACGCAUGGAACCGACCUCAUCCGGCCAAAGCUCACGAUCUAACACACAGACCACGCCUGCAUCCGAAGUGGAGAUGGAGCCAGUGGACAAUGACCAAUAGUUCACUAACAGUGAAACUUUGGAAUAAAGCAAGAACCUCUUUUUUUUGUUUGUUUUGUUUUUUAGCCUUAUUUAGAUAACGGUGAUUAUAACAACAUUAACAUUCCAGAACUUCCUGUCCUGUUUAGUCUUAACCUCUGCAUUUUGCAAAUGAGGAUCAAAUCACUGUUAAGCCUUAAAGUAAAAAGUCAUGCAGUUUGUGCUGUCAUAGAAGAGGAUGAAUUGGACUAAUAUGUCUGAUUUUUCAGUGACCAGUGCCAUAAUUCCUAAGUGCCUGCUACAUGCUGUUUAAUGUUUUGACUUUCUUGUGCCUUUUUACAUUUCUAAUAAAUGAUUUAACAUAUAA
Molecule: messenger RNA, 1708 nt
Organism: Chanos chanos (milkfish)
Lineage: Eukaryota; Metazoa; Chordata; Actinopteri; Gonorynchiformes; Chanidae
Gene: plin2
Product: perilipin 2
Exons: 8
Coding region: 47-1363 (438 amino acids)
Biological process (GO): lipid storage; positive regulation of triglyceride storage
Cellular component (GO): cytosol; lipid droplet
Source: RefSeq, a predicted model, not a curated record